Molecule: messenger RNA, 705 nt
Organism: Leptosomus discolor (cuckoo roller)
Lineage: Eukaryota; Metazoa; Chordata; Aves; Leptosomiformes; Leptosomidae
Gene: GTF2A2
Product: general transcription factor IIA subunit 2
Biological process (GO): transcription initiation at RNA polymerase II promoter
Cellular component (GO): transcription factor TFIIA complex
Source: RefSeq, a predicted model, not a curated record
UUUUAUUUUAUUUAAAUGAGAGCGAGGACAUAGCAAGGCGUCCAGAGCCGUGGAUGACCAGGAAGGUGUCCGGCCCGUCUCGGUGAACCAUGGCCUACCAGCUGUACAGAAACACCACGCUGGGCAACAGCCUUCAGGAGAGCCUGGAUGAGCUCAUACAGUCACAGCAAAUCACGCCUCAGCUGGCCCUUCAGGUGCUACUUCAGUUUGAUAAAGCUAUAAAUUCGGCACUGGCACAACGAGUCAGGAACAGAGUCAAUUUCAGGGGGUCUCUGAACACAUACAGGUUCUGUGACAACGUAUGGACAUUUGUACUGAAUGACGUUGAAUUUAGGGAGGUCACUGAACUUGUGAAAGUGGAUAAAGUGAAAAUUGUAGCGUGUGAUGGAAAAAACACUGGUUCCAAUACUGCGGAAUGAAUAGAACUGUGGUUUGUCUGCAAGAUUUUCUGUUAAUAUGCAGCACUUUCUGGAGAGAAGCAUGGAAAGGGACUGUGUUCAUACUGAAUUCUUGUGAUGCAGUUAUGAGUUAAUCCAUACUAGAAAGCGUCACAGAGCAACAGCAGAAGAAAUACCUGUAGCAUUUCUUCAGUUCACCUUAUAGGGCGUGAAUACAAUGUUACUUUUUUUUUUUUUAAUUACAACAGAUACUGUUGCCUUUUUUUGUUCGAAAUAAUUUCUGUAAUAAACUUUUAUUUAAAAACUU